Messenger RNA from Malaclemys terrapin pileata, 4032 nucleotides. RefSeq names its product beta-1,3-N-acetylgalactosaminyltransferase 1 (globoside blood group) (gene B3GALNT1). The transcript is spliced from 4 exons. Gene Ontology annotation, molecular function: N-acetyl-beta-D-glucosaminide beta-(1,3)-galactosyltransferase activity. Bases 779 to 1741 code for a protein of 320 amino acids. Gene Ontology annotation, cellular component: membrane. The record is from RefSeq and is a predicted model, not a curated record. Lineage: Eukaryota; Metazoa; Chordata; Testudines; Emydidae.
UGCAGAGUGGUUUGACGUUACCAUGGAUGGAGUGAGCCACCUGCAGUGGUUGCUAGAGGGGCAGGUGCUCCUGGCUGGCUGUACCGCCUCAGCACCUCUGCCCCAGGGUUGUGACCUUAGAAGUGCGGGGUAGCCCUAUGCCGAGGUGUUGCAGCUCUUGUCUGUCUGAAACGAGGUACUGAGUGGCCAAAAGAAAGUUGGUUCCCUGACACAUCUGACAUGUCCACUGCCCUAAAACUGGUCACAACUCUGCCUGGGUUUGUGUGAGGAGAAUGCCUGAAUGCCUCCGCAGGCGUAAUGUGUCUGUAGGGAGCCUUACAGCAGUGCCAGGUUUGGCUUAGCUACCAUACGGUGUACCUGCAUGGGACUCCAUUUCCUAUUACCCACUAAUGAAGAUUGCCCAGUGCUGCUUCACGUCCUUCCAGAGUGCAGAGAGCAGCUAAACUUAAACCUCUAAAAAACAGGAAGUACAAAAUUAAGGGAAGAAGAGGAGAUGGAGUUUGAAGUAAAAGAGGAAUGAAGUAAAAGAUUUUAAAUCUCUUAGACAGUGAGUCUAACAGCAACAUACUUUGACAACAUCUCCAGGGCACCAUCAGAAGAGAAAUGUUCACAGAAACUUGUCCUGUAUAGUAGAUGAGUAAGAGGAUGAAGGAAUGCUACAAACAGCACCAAUAUAGUUGACAGCAAGAAGCUGGCUCCCAAAUGUUGUGACCCAGGAUUUUGUAAGCCUCUUGAAGUUCUGCUGCACACAUCUAUCUUGUAGCUGCUUCUGGUGAAUAUGUCUAUGAAAUACUUAAAAUGGAGUUUUUUGGCACUCUUGAUGCUUUCUGUCAUAAUAAUGACAUGGUACAUGACACUCCCUUCGCAUAUUGUGAUAGAGCAUACAAACUCGAUGUAUUUCUAUGAAUAUGAGCCAGUUUACAAGCAGAACUUCCUCUUCACGCUGCGGGAGCGUUUGAAAUGCAAAGAUACAAAUCCAUUUCUGGUCAUCUUGGUGUCUUCACAACCUACGGAUAUAGAAGCAAGGCAGGCCAUUAGAGUAACAUGGGGUUCUAAAAACUCCUGGGGGGACAGUCAGGUUCUAAUACUGUUCUUACUAGGACAAGGAGCUGAAAGAGAAGACAGCUUAGCAUUAUCGAUAGAAGAUGAAAGCAUUCUGUAUGGUGACAUAAUUCGCCAAGAUUUUAUGGAUACUUAUAACAAUCUUACCUUGAAAACAAUCAUGGCAUUCAGAUGGGUGUCUGAGUUUUGUUCAAAUACUAAAUACGUUAUGAAGACUGAUUCUGAUGUUUUCAUCAACGCUGGCAACUUAUUAAUGUUUCUUCAAAAUGUAAAUUCUUCAGACAGUUUUUUUACUGGUUACCCUCUAAUUGAUAACUUUUCCUACAGAGGGUUUUACAGAAAAACAUAUAUUUCUUAUGAUGAAUAUCCAUUUAAGGUAUAUCCUCCAUACUGUAGUGGAAUGGGGUAUAUACUUGAUGGAAAACUGGCUCUGAAGAUUUAUGAAAUGAUGAGUCAUAUCAAACCUAUUAAAUUUGAAGAUGUUUAUGUUGGAAUUUGUUUAAAUAUACUAAACGUGAACAUCCAUAUUCUAGAAGAUACACAACUCUUCUUUUUAUACAAAAUUAACUUUAACAUCUGUAAAUAUAGACACUUGAUUGCGGUACAUGGUGUAUCUUCAAGUGAAAUGAUCAGAUUUUGGCAGGAUUUAUUGACAGACACUUCAUUCACUUGCCACUGAUCCCAUGUUAAUAUAGGUCUGUCAAAAACUGACUGCUUUGUCCUGGUCUCUUGGUUUGAAUUGCACUGUAGAAAGUGUCUAAACUGAAUUUUGUAGAACAAGGAAAUGGAAAUGGGGUUUUAGAAUGGAUCACUCAGGCUUAUGGGACCAUCCUGAUUACUAGGCACCAUUAAAACAGCAGAAUAUCUCUAGAGGGUUUUCAAUAUGGUGUUUUUAAAUUGAGAAUGAGUCUUUGUCGCACCUUUUUUAUUCCAGAAUUAUUUAAUUAUAUAUUAACAGUAUUCUGCUCACUCUACCCCUCUGGUUCAUUUCUGAACAGUCUGCUGCAAGUAUGGGGUCAUUCUGCCACCUCCCCAGGAAUCUGUUGUCCUGGGAUUUAUGGAACUGCAGCAGCAGCACCCCUUUUUUUCCUCAAAGAACUGUCCCACAAACCUAGACCCUGGGGCAAACUCCUGUCUGUUUUCCUUCAUAUGGAUACCCAGCCCACUCUAGGAAAUGUCUCAUCCUGUGUCCCCAUCAACAACACAUGAACUCCUCCUCUGCACUUCAUGAUGCUCAAAGUUGCUUGCUUAGUCAACCCUAAUGAUUCCUUUAGAAAUAUUGUGCCAAGAUUUUCAAAAUUAGGAGUCUAAAAUUAAACAGCCAUGUUUUCACUUUAGUCAGCAGAAUUUCUAGGUACUCAGCAUUUUAGAAAAUCUGGCUGCUUUUUUAGGUGCCUAGAUAUGUAUUUUAUAGAAUUGCUUUAAUGGCUUCAGAUAGCUGCAUUAUUUUAUGUAGUGGUAAUUGUGUUCUGAGUACAUUAAAAUAGAAGGCCAGAUCUACUUAGUUCAAAUAACUUACUUUCAAGUUGCUCUGCAAUAUAGGACAGCAACAUUUAUGCACUAAUAGGCCCAUCUCCACACCUAUCAGAAUCCAGGCAGGGAGAAUAAGCAAUGAGGUUUGCUGUGAAACUUGCCAGUUUAAAUGGCUUUCAAAUGCUGAGAUCAGCUUCCAUUUGCAAAAUGAACUGUUUGCUUCAGAGUUUAAAAUAAAAAUUUGGAAAUAUUGUUUCUAACAGGAAUUUUAACAACAGAAAACAAAUGCGAUUUUGUAUGUAAAGACCAGUAUUUUAUUGUCUUAGUCAUAUCAGCAAGGCCAUGUUUCCAGUAGUUUACGCUUCUGGUAGACAAUACAGAAUCUGCAAUUGCAUUAUCACAGUUCUUAUUCUUGACACAUCUAAAAUCUAUCACAUACCAAAGAUACAACAGUUACAUCCUGUACAUCUAGCACUGCCACUUUACUUCUAGUCAUACUAUAGCUAAUGUUAUGUUUAUUUACAUUUAAUUUGACUUUUAAAUAGUCUCUUAGAGACAAAUGUAGAAUAGGUAUAAAAAAAACUCCACUACUAAUACCAAGAAUGAGGUUUCAUCAAUAUUUUUUAAUGAGCACUAUGAUCAGUGUUGAAUUUUGAUAACUUUGUAAUAAGAUUAUUUUAAACUUACUAUGACUUGAACAUUUGUUUAUUUUAAUAGUGAGUGUUUGCCCCAUGAACACUGAUAUUCAGUAUAGCCAGACAGUGGUUAAUAUUGCUUUAAAAAAAAAUACUUUAGGUUGAAUCACAAAAAGACUUUGCAGUCUUCACAAAGCUGAUGUAAGGCAGACGGCUCCAGCUGAGAAAAUAGGUAUGACAGUAAGAGAAAAGUAACUAACUUUCUCCAAGCAAGAUACUUUUGUGCCUGACAAGGCUCUAUGGCCCAGAGUGAGAAACACUGAUCAGCGAUCGCAGGGCUUUUGCCUUCAGAAAUGUAGAUUUAUACACAGUUUAUUCAACCUGAAAUUGUAACUUAGUGACAAAACUGACGUUUUAUUUUGAAACAGCCUCUUAGUAAUUUAGACAUUUUUCUUGCUUCCCCCAUUUCCAAACAGAUUUGAACUUAUUUAUUACUAGAAGCAUAGAAAUAUGUAUUACUGCUUGCCAUGUUACCUCAACAAAAAUGGUGGUUAUUUUUAAAAAAAACAAACCUGAUUGUAAGAGGGGCAUUUAAAAUAAUCGUGUGAAUUUACACCAUCAGGCAAUUUUAAUGUAGACUACAAUUUGGGCCCAAACUACUAUGUCCCGUUAACAUGUUCUGAUAAAAAUGAAGUGUAAAAUUCAGCCUAAGAUUUUUUAUGACCCUGAUUAUGAACUUAUUGGUCUUGCAAAUGAUGCAGAUGAAGCAGGUCAAACAUCCUUCAGGACCAUACAUAAUCUCACAGAACGGUGGUAUGCACAAAAAUGCCUCAAACAGUGUUUGGUAUUUAGAGUUUUAUUA